UUCUGAUUAGACGGGAUGGUCACGUGCGUCACCAACUACAUAUGUAAGUUUUGUUGUCAAAGUCGGCAGUUCCCGCCACAGCAUGGUCGGUCUCUGUGUUCUGGUCGUUCUCGUCACCCUCGCCUACGAGGCAGUUGGAAACGUCAUUGUGUACCCACAUGCCAAGGGUCCGGCGGCUUCCAACAAAUUCAAGGUGUAUGUGAGUCAAGGCGGAAGGAAACAUGAGAGUUUCACGUACAUCAGCACAUCCGACCAACGUUCCCACGAAGCAUCCCAUGUCCACCCAGGACGGUCGAUGUCCUUCACGUCAUUUGCCUUCACUGGUGGUUCUGUGACGGUGGAAGUUCACACCCAGCGCAACUUCCACAACUGCAUCGUCAGACCCAAGAGCUACAACUACCACUGCCGCAGAACGGGAACCAAGGUUGCCCAAUUCACCGUGUCAAACACCAAAAAGUGGAUGUCCGUAGAAUUUGACUACGACUACGGCAGCAGUAACGGAGGCCCCGACAUAACUGACAGACUACUUGUGUUCGCAGAUCCACCCGAGACACACAAACCAAACAAGAACGACAACUCUGUUCUGUAUUAUGACGUAGGGCUUCACAACCUGAACGGUCAGAAACAACUGGAUUCACACGUAAAAGAAGUAUACUUAGCACCAGGAGCAUAUGUUCAGGGUGGAUUCAAGACCACUGGGAACCAGCCAGUGAAAAUCUAUGGCAGAGGAAUAGUCUCUACUUCUAUAUACAAGUGGCACGAUUCAAGGUUUGAAUGGUCAAUAAUCAACAUGGACAAGGGACAUUCUCACGUAGUUGAGGGGAUCAUUAUGGUGGAUCCUGAGGAAUACUUCUACCGUGGACUGAGCGAUCACAAUACGGUGCGUUAUGUGAAGAUGGUUGGAUCGUGGGCCUUCAACUCCGAUGGUGUUGGUAUUGGACAUGAUGGACUGGUGGAGGACUGCUUCAUCUCUGCAAACGAUGAUGCACUGAAGGUAUACACGGACAAUAUGGUGGCGCAGAGGGUGGUCAUCUGGCAGAUGCAGAACGGAGCUGUCUUCCAGAACGGCUGGUGGAGCGGCAGAGACAUGAAGAAGGUCAGAAUCAGCGACAUCGACGUCAUUCACACCGACUGGUGCACUUUCAAAGGUUCCAACUGCCAGAUCAGCGACAACGAUGCAGCUUUUUGA
This is a messenger RNA of Haliotis rubra (blacklip abalone), 1189 nucleotides long. Its product is annotated as dextranase-like. Lineage: Eukaryota; Metazoa; Mollusca; Gastropoda; Lepetellida; Haliotidae. The record is from RefSeq and is a predicted model, not a curated record. The transcript is spliced from 2 exons. The coding region runs from base 83 to 1189 and encodes 368 amino acids.